UUGUGUGUCUCCAGUGGUUAAAUGUCUGAUUUCUUGUUCUGAACCUUCAUUGGAUGAAAAGUGUUAUAUAGUUUUCCGCCAGCUAAGUCAUUUUUGGAUGCCAUAUCCUCGCCAUAUGAAUUAAUUUUCAUUAUCAGAUCUUACAAGUAAUGUUCCUUCCUCUGAAUUUGAGUAAAUUUUAUGACGUUAGCAAGAUAACGCUUUUGUGUCUUACAAUAAAAUAUUUCACAAUAAAAGUGAAAUAUUAAUUAAAACUUCACUUCACGACAAGAUUAAUUAGAUCGAGAUCUCUGGGGUUUUGGACUUUUGCAGGUUCUUAGUGCUUUUCAGCAGAGGGUUAGGGUUUGGUCUGGAGUCUUGUAAAUGAAGUUCUGUUUUAAAAACAAGCUAUGCACAAUUUUGACUAAUGCAUUACUAAAAAGAAAUCCUUAAAUAUUUUUCUGAUGCAAAGCCAAAGGUACCAUUAGCUGACUCCAGCAGAGUGGCGGUAUGACGUAUGCUUAUUAUUAUUUUUUUUGUUGUUGUUGUUUUUCUUUCUCUCCUCCCACCCCUUGUCGGUCUUUUAUUUUUGGAGCCCAUCCUUCUGUUUUCCGGUGCAGUUCUGGCUGUGUGCGCUUGAUAUGCUGCCGCAGAUGACGGACCGCAGGCUUGCGCCUCCUGUACCCGCACAUCCCCGCUCACUCUGACACACACGCACGCACACGAACCGACAGUGGCUGUUCUCGCCUCCUGGUCUCCGGAAUCAGAAAAGCUUUUGGAUUUAGCAGCCGGUGUUCUGUCGUUCAGGCGGCGGUGUGUGAGGAGCUGCGGAGAUAACUGGUGGUAAUAUGAGACCUGUUAGAGGGAGAUGUCAGUCCCUUCCAACUUAUAUCAAAUCUAUAAUGUUGGGGAUUUAAACACGAGUCUUCACCUCUCCUCCCAGGGACAGUCCUCUGCAGCCAUUCUCUGAUCACAGGCCUGGCAUCUUUCAUCCAUUCAUCCCUCUCUCCAUUCAUUUUUGCCCUGUCAUGAAAGGCCUGUCCAGUAGUCGGAGUCACCAUCAUAUGGUCUCCUAUGAGCCAUCAUACGAUCCAUUGGGUCACCAUGUUGACCGUAAGCCAUAUUUGUUCGGCCAGAUGGAUAUGCCGUUGCCCAUUCCUAUGCCACACCCAUCUGAGUUGCCCUAUUACAAUGCUCAGCGUGUUUCAUAUCCUUCUGAAAGCAACACCAUUGUCCCAUAUGGAACCUUCCCACGGAGGUGUCACUCCACCUCCUCAGCUCACCAUCCUGAGGUAAAGGAUGAGUGUAUGGCCAUGGUGCCAUAUGUAGGUGGAGGAGGAAGAGGAGGAGGAGGGGGAGGAGGCUAUGGGGGUAAAUCUCAGUCUUGGGUACCAGUAAAUUUUGCGGACCCGUAUGAGCAACAGCCGAUAUUUUCCAGAGAUGGCUACCACACACUGCAGUACAAACGAGGAGUGUUGUCGCAUGCUGGGGGCAUAGGAGCCAAUGACAACAAUGACAGUCCUGGGCGAAUUCGCCAUCUGGUCCACUCAGUCCAGAAACUCUUUACAAAGUCACAUUCAUUGGAAGGGCCCCAACACACUCAGUCAUCAAAAGGGCCAACUAAUGGGAGUGUGUAUGGUGGUGGUGGAGGAGGUAGCUGUGGUGGUGGUGCAAGGGCCAGCCCAGAGGGUGCAGCUCCUCCUGGGGCAGUGCGCCACCGGAAGCGCAGCAAGAGCCGUGAGCGCUGUCGAUCAGCAGAGCCCAAACAUCGAAGUUACCACCACCACCACCAUCCCCAGCUUCAUGGCUCAGCGUCUGCUCCGGGGUCUGGAUACUGGAGCUCAGAUGACAACCUGGAACGGGAGCUGUGUCUUUACCACCCUCAUCAUCACCAACCUCCACCCUCACCCUCCCUCUCUAUUUCCCCCUCACCUAUUGCUAUGACAACAGGCCCGUGCCCUGGUAACAACUCCGAUAAGUAUCCCCAGACUCCCCUCCAAAAUCUCUCCUCCUCGCAGUCCCAACAUUACUUCAUCAUGGACCCCUAUGGGACAGUUAACGAGCAUGCACACACCCAUGCACGCCACGGCCACACUCAGCACCACUCUGCACUCAAAGCCUCUCGGAGCAACAGUGAUAUGAAAUAUACAGCUUCAUCUGCAUGUAUGCCAGUUAGUGGUAACAGCAAUAAGAGCGAUGGCUGUAUCGGUGGAGGAAGUGGCCCCUUGCUGCCACUGGGUCUUGUGGACGGGCCUAUUGAGAAGAAAGGGGCAUGGUCAUCAAGCCUAACGGUGAGCAGGGCCCGAGAGGUCUACACCAACACCAGCAGCCACAACCAGCUACGAACCAGCGCAGGAUCCGGUAACCUAAACCUAGAUAGAGCUCUAGUCAAAUCUAAGGGCAGUCAGCAGCAGGACCCUUCUUGCCAGUUCUUACAGGUACCUCAAGAUGAGUGGAGUGGUUUUUCUCCUCUGGGGAAAGAGGAUGACAUUCCCUGUCGAAGGAUGAGGAGUGGCAGCUAUGUGAAAGCCAUGGCUGAGGAUGAUAGCGGAGACUCUGACGGAAGUCCCAAACCUUCACCGAAGAUGCAGGCACGUCGCGCCAGCUACCUUAAAGCUACACAGCCAUCACUUACUGAGAUGACCACACUACAAAUUUCCACAGAGCACUCCCCCAAACUGCAGAUCAGGAGUCACAGUUAUUUGCGUGCUGUGAGUGAGGUUUCAAUCAACAGAAGCCUGGAUACACUGGAUCCUAAAACUCUCCUUGACCCCAAAUCACUGCUGUCUUCACCCCAAUACCGGUCACGCAAUGAAAGCUACAUGAGAGCCAUGAGCACCAUCAGUCAGCUGAGUGAGGUUGAAGUGAAUGGGCAGAUUGAGCAAGUAUGUGAGCAAGUCUAUAGCGAGAUGCAAUCUCAAGCUAUGGACGCAGGCAUGGAUAGCUUGGAAACUAUGGACACCCUGCCUAUGCCAGGUUGCUUCCGUAUGCGUAGCCCCAGUUAUGUGAGGGCAAUCGACCAAGGAUGUGCCUCAGAGGAUGAAGGACCAGGAGGAAGACCUCUGCUGCUACUUCCAUCCUCACCACCACGCACAACUGCCACAACUGUCAGGACCAUCCAAAGCAGCACAGUAUCGUCUUGCAUUACUACCUAUAAAAAAACCCCUCCACCAGUGCCACCACGAACCUCCACCUGCUCUACAGCGUCCAAGCCAUAUAUCUCUAUCACAGCCCAAAGCAGCACAGAGUCCGCACAGGAUGCCUAUAUGGAAGAUGAAGGGCCCAGAGGAGACAUGACAAUCCAGUCAGGGCUCAGCAACUCAACAGAGAGUAUUGACAGCAUGAAGGCCUUGACAGCUGCCAUAGAAGCUGCUAACGCUCAGGUGCAUGGACCAGCCAGUCAACAUGUCAGCAACAGCACGAUGACAGUCAGCACUGCCAGUUCCCCACACCUCAGCAGGGGGCAAGUUGUAGAAGAACAUCGGGAUGAAUACAGAAAAGAAGCACUCAGGAAGGGGAAAUGUCUCUCCAUAGGCAUCCAGGUUGAUGGACCAGAAGAGAUUCCAGAUCCAGAAGACCCCUCCAAAUUCACGUCUGUGGGGGUACAAGUGGAGGAUGAUCGAGGAUAUCGAAGGCUUCAGCGCUCCAACAGUGUGACAGCAGCUGUACAGGCAGAUCUAGACCUGCCAGACCUCCUGGACACUCCCCUAGACUCUCCACACCCUCACAGAGGACGCCUGGCCUCCUGUGGCAUGUCUCGGAAGUAUUCCCGCGAUGCAGCCACCUCCACUGUCAGCAUUCAAGGCUCAGGGAACCAUUACCAUGCCUGCGCCUCAGAUGAAUAUGAUGAUGUUGGUUUUGACCCGUCCAUCCUCCCCCCGCCUGACCCCUGGAUAGAUACUGUUACUGAUGACCCACUUGAUGCAGACUUCAACAGCUCUGCUAUUCUGGAGGUGGUACAACGAUCGGUCUGUCAGAGAGAUGGACGCUGGUUCCUGAAGCUUCUUCAAGCUGAGACCGACCGCAUGGAUGGAUGGUGUCGGCAGAUGGAGCUCGACCAGCGGGAGAAUGAGUUGCCUGAAGACAUACUGGAAAAGAUGAGAACUGCUGUUGGAAGUGCUCAGCUUUUGAUUUCCCAGAAGUUUCAGCAGUUCAGGGAAUUAUGUGAAGAGAACCUGAACCUCAGCAUUCAUCCUCGUCCUGUGGCCUCAGACCUGGCUGGCUUUUGGGAUAUGCUUCAGCUGUCUAUUGAGAACAUCAGCCUCAAGUUUGAUGAGCUUCACCAGCUCAGGGCCAACAACUGGAGACCGCUGGACCCUCCUGAUAGAAAGGAGAGGCGACUUCCACCUCCUGUGCCAAAAAAACCACACAAGGUUGUCCCCCACCACCACCCACCACUUGCCAGAGACCGUUCACUGGAGAGUUCAGAGAAGCAGCGGCAGGAGGCGAGAAAGAGGCUGAUGGCUGCUAAGAGAGCAGCGUCUGUACGUCAGAACUCAGCAACAGAGAGCGCUGACAGCAUUGAGAUUUACAUUCCUGAAGCUCAGACAAGGUUAUGAAGACAUUAACAUGGACAUAUUAUGGUUGGCAAAAGUACCCAGCCUUGGAGUUCAGAAUGAUGCCAGCAGGAAUCAUGGCCCUGGGGGAGAGGUGUGCAAUGAACUGUGCAGAGUUGGAGAAGAAUGUUAAUUAAAGCAGAUACUAAGUAUUUAAAGUAAAAUACGGAAAUAUUCUAGACAAGAUGAUCGGAUGAGCAUUUAGAAUGAAGAGGAUUUUCGUCCCUUCUGCAGCUAUAGCUUCAAAGCCCUAACAACCCUUUCACAUUGAUUUAGAGGAAAUAUGCAACAUACUUUUGACCUUGUCAUAAAGCAACUCUGACUUAUUUGUGAAACUCAUCUGAGGCUGGUCUCAUCAGAGAGCUGAAGUAUGAUUAACAGACGUUCCAAAUCCGUCUGAGUUCAUCCAUGUUGUGGAGGUUUAUGAACCAAGGGAAGAACAACCAGUUUCAGCAGAAACAAUCACUCCUCUCACUGCCAACUUAGCCACUAGGGAAAGCUGCUUGGAACCGACCAACAGCUGUUCAACAUGCAACGGAACGCCUGUGUACCGUUUUUCCAUUGUAUUUUCCACAAUGGGUGAGAGUUAAAGGGUCUAAGGGACGUCAAAUAAAACUUCUGAAUCCGUAACAGAGAUGAAAAUAACAUGUUGGUGAUGGCAUAAAUUUACAUUUAUUUUUUUGGGAAGAAUAUUCAUAUCUGUAUGUGUGGGAAGGGGUGGGAGACUUUUUUACAACAUCUUAUUACCUCUGUGUUUAAACAAUGGUAACAGUAACCAUAUUUGGAGCCAUAUUCAAUAAGAAAUACUCUCCUUAUCAAGAAGAAAGGGCCACACCUUGGAAAUAACUGCAUAUUAACAUUGUACCCCUUGUAGCAAGACUUCUUUGGAGUUUGUAAAAUUAGGAAUCUAAAAACACCAACCUGAUUUGCACUGUUUCAGUCUGUGAAAGCUGAUCAGAUCACAUUUAAAUGAAAUAAUGGCCUCCUACUUGGAGGCACGAGAUACAUUAUGAAGCAAGACGUCAGACGCUGAAAGUAAAAACUGUUAAAUAUUAAAAAUAUGUAAGACAGAAUCAGGGCUACAAAUUUGAAAGGAAAAAAAUAGUUUGCAUCUAAAAUAGAAACACGGCAUUGUAACACGUCACACCAUUCAGGAUGACAUCACACAAUAGUUGGAAUUUUGUUUUCCAGAUGUAGUUGUAUCUAAAAUGGGUUUUAGUAAUCAAAAACUAUCCAUCCAUCCAUCCAUCCAUCCAUCCAUCCAUCCAUCCAUCCAUCCAUCCAUCCAUCCAUCCAUCCAUCCAUCCAUCCAUCCAUCCAUCCAUCCAUCCAUCCAUCCAUCCAUCCAUCCAUCCAUCCAGGACAAAGUGCUAAGGGGAAACACUGGGAUAACAAACUAACUUCAAUUGGAAAGGGGCCAGCUGGGACUCAAAUCCAGGAUGUUCUUGCUAUGAUACAAUCAGAAAUGUAGUUAAUUUUUAAAUUAAAAAGUCAAUAUUCAGAAAGACAUAUUGAACUAAAUCCUAUAAAUAAAAAAUGUUUCAAAUCACCCUUCCUUCAUGAGAAAAUUCUCAGUGGGCUGCUUCUGUCUCCGUGUACACAAACUGGCUCCACAGACAUGCUUACUCCAGAGCAGAUCAUGAGCUGAGAAAGUGUUGCCAUGGUGAUACAGCUGAGUUCAGAUAGAGCCAAAUAAACAAAGACAAAGGAAAGUAGAAACUGUGUGAAACCUGCACAUACAAAGAAAAACAUAAGCAAAAAAUGAAUCUGUCUGAACAGAUCAACUGAAAUGAACUGAGCAGAGAUCAGAACUUCACAACUGAAAACUGCACAAAAACAAACGGAACCAAAAUCCACAACUGUUUGGAAACAUGCAAGACUUCUUUGUGUUUGCACAGGGGUGUGCUCUCUUUUCUUGUGAAUAUGUGGGAAUUUUACUGCCAUAAUUCGAGAGCACACAUUUUCAGUUUGAAAGCAGAACUUCAUGUCUUUCUUCUCAAAACUCGUAAUGCUUGUAGAGUUGUAGUUCUCCAGACCACUUUUUGAUCGUCUUGGUCUCUGGCGUUGAGGAUUGGUCAAGAUCUCACUAAUUUCACUAAUUUCACUAAAUUGCCAGCAAAUUGUCGGUAUGCAAAGCAUACCCAUUAAAAUCCAAGCAACUAUUACGUGUUUCUGCUACUGCUGCCACACGUCGCUUUCUCCUUUCACUGGCACGCAACGCUCCAAGACAUUUGUCUCUGAGUGGCAGAUGUCUGUCUAAUCGUCAGUAAUAGAAUCCCGGUUUAUAUAAAUCAGAAGAUAUUGUGACAUGUAAAUUCAGCAGCGCUUCACUUUCAUAGACAGUGGGGAGUACGUCCAACUUUUGAAUUAUUGUGUGGAAGUGUUCACUGACGUGUCACUUAUAUGUGAAAACGCUGAGACCAAAGUCUGUAAUAUAAUCUGAUUCUUCUGAACGGCUCUUUACAGAAAGAUAGGAUCUCACUGAGAGCCGUUCUUUGUUCUUGUAAUGUUCUGUCUACACAACAGUAGCUAUUAUUAUCUUAUUUAAUUAUAUAGAUUGAUAUUUAUUUAAUUAGUGAAUAAAUAAAACACAAGAAUGGAAGAGAAUACAGAACAUGCUCAUUGGUCUUUGUUUUCGUCACCUGUCAUGGUGGCCGACAUUACAGCACUGUGCUGCCUGGCAGAGGGAGGGAGGGUGCACGCCUUCUGCUUGGUUACUUCUUGCUUAUCGCUCCUUGGACAGUGUUCAUAGUUGAGUUCAUAGUUUACCGUUGGGGCAUUGACUUAAUUGUUAUGUUUAAUGGAGCAGACAGUGGUGGUUUCUGACAUGGACAAUAUGGGGAAACGUAUUGUAAAUUGUGGCACAGAGAUGGAAGCAAAGCAGAAUGAAGAGUUUGAAUUGAUAAUGAUAUUGGCUAAAUUUAUUUCAGCUCUAAGCAUUUAAUGUCUAGGUGUUUAUAUGUUAGGGUUGCUUUAUUUUUAAACCUUUUUUGGUUUUCACAUUUCCUGGAUGGUUGAGAACAUAGUGGGUCAAUAUCUGGGAAGUAUCAUAACUUCAACCUAACGUUCAAAGCACCAGGGUUUUUAUGGAAAUAUAUUCAGAUUUUAUGUAGUUUUAAAGACUCUACAUUGAAGAGAGUAAGAAAUAAAGGCAUACUUUCUUUUUUUACUGUGAGUUGCUCUGCAAUAUCGCCCCUCAGCUCUUGGCUUCCACCAAGCUGUUGGGUAGCGCUAACGCUCAGCCCCUCCUGCCCGUUUCAAACUCUUCUUAUUAACAUAAGAGUUUUACUCCCUUGUCAGUACAACUUCAUUCAGUAACAGAAAUAAUCAAAUAUGUAAAAUAAAUCAUCUGGCCUAUCUUUUUCUAAUGCUGACACUGAGAACUAAAAAGGGAACCUUUGAGAGAGUCGGAUGGAGUAUGGAAUUUUGGACCCCAGAAAUGGCCUGAUGACGAAGAAGUAUUGCAGCAGGAGGAGGAUGUUGAUCGAUGAGGCAGGGAUCUCUGUAGGUCUGAUAAAUUUUGUCUCUGUAUCGAUGGUGAUGUCACACAGUACAUGGGUGCUGGCAGGAAGAGUACUGACUUAGAGCAGCAGGUUUCGGAUCUUAGGGUGUCUUCCUCAUGUGUGUAGCGUUCCUCAGGUUCUUGUCUUGUGGCUCUGAAGGUCCCUUCACCUUGUCUCACGAUCUUUCUGGUCUGUUGAGAUGUAGAACUGCAGGAAAGCGCCAGUUCUUCUUUGCCUUUUUUCUUCAUCUUUGCCUUUUUCUUGGUCUUUGUAUUUGUGGUCUGACCCCAGCGAUGAGAGAAGUGCAAUUUGAAGCCACAUGUUGCUGGGCUAACGGGUUGGUCCCCUUACGCAGGACAGUCUUUGGCUCUGUGGCCCCGGCUCUUCUUCAGCUGCACAGUUCUUUGUCCAUCUCAAUCUUGGUUCAAAGCUGCCUGGAGGAUCCAGCCAAAGGUUCCUCUUUUUACACUCAUCUUUUAUAGGGUUUAUCCACCCUACAGAUGUGUUUGCAUUGACUAACACUGUUGCUGUGCUUAUUUCAUUGGCUGACUGCUUGUAUAGAUAAUCUCAUAUCCAUCACUGUCUUAGAGACAUUAUGUCUGUGCUAUUGUCUUAGGUUGCUCAACAUUCCUCCUACAUUCAUUGCCAGCACAAUCUUCUUCUUUCAACAGUUUAAGUUGCUCAACAACCUGUUUCCAAAUAAGGUGUUGACCAUCUCUGCUCUCCAGUUAGUUCCCCUUUUUCCCUUAACCUUUCACCUUCCAUCCACCUCCAACACAUCAGUGAUUCUUUAAUUGCAGUUACACCUUUUACACCAUCUCAAGUUCAUUGUCAAAAUCACAUUUAUAACUUCUUUAGCUUCUCUGAUUUAUCAUUCAUUUAUAAUAUUAUGAUAGCCAUAACUUAUUAAUUACUCUUAUUAUAAUCCUAAUGUGAGUUAUCACAGACGGUCCUCUGAAAAGAAACCAAGAAUAAUCAUUAUUCUAUUUAUUUGAUACCAAAGUUAUAGUUACUUGUUUACUUGUAAGCAUACUCACAAGUGUAAUUGUAAGUAUUCUUAUGAGUAAACCAAUAAUAAUAUAAAUAUUUUGCUUUGGGUUUUAUUCAUUUACUCAAAUCGUUUAGAUUUCAUUCUUUAAAACUUUUAUGCUUUGACAUAAAGAACAGUCUCAACUAUUUUAAAAAUAUGCAAGCUGGAAAUUUACUUCCUCUUUUUUCAGGAAGCCUGCUUUUCCUGUUUCAUAACUCUCUCUCUGCCUGAUUAUGAUUUCUUAUGAUUGGAUAGAAAAAAGAAAGAAUUAAAGAAAAGUUUGCAGGAGACAACAUCCACACACACAACCUGAGUGAUUUUAUGGAAGUUUAAGUCUACUGUUGGGUUUUGAUGUUACUUGUGUGAUUCAUUUUAAAGGUAACUUCAUGUAUUGUUACUGUUAAACUAAAAUCUCCAGCAUGGGAAAGUGGGAUGAACUUGGGUUUUCUUGACAAUUAAUAUUGAUUAAAUACAAGGGUUUCCUUCAUGUUUUUUUGGGGGGCGGACAAUGUAGACUUUUCCAAGAUUAGGGGGUCCGGACCUCCCUGACUCCCCCAGGAUUUAUGCCCAUGCAUGUAGCAUGGGCUGCUGGUCUUGGCCUUGCCUCGGUCUCUACCUCUCUCGGUCUUGGUCUUUACUUGGUCUCGGGUUAGGUGCUCUUGACUACAACACUAAAUGCUUGUACUCAAAACUUCUCCUCUCUUUCAAAUAAUCACUCUGCUUUCUCAAACCUUUCUCCUCACUCUCAAAACUUGUCUCUGCUCAAAUCAAAUCUCCACUUGCCAACCUCUCUGCUCGCCUGCCAAUGAUUUUCUACUCACGCUUGGAACAAAAAAGUACAGUCACCUGGCAAACUCUCAGUCAGUAGAAUGAAAGUGUUAUAGUUGGUGCAUUUGUUUCCUUCCAUUGGGUGAGCCUGCGUGGCUACUAAACAUCUACUAGAAGUGAGCUACUGAUCAAUCUCUAACAGCCUACUGAUGUUAGGCAGGAGUUUCGAGAUAAAAAACAUAAAAUCUUAUUUCCAGAAUGAAAAUGUGUGCUCUCGACUUAUGGCAGUAAAAUUCCCUCAUAUUUGAACUCCAACUAAUGUGUAAUUGAACUCUUUGGCCAUGUGUGGCUCUUUUUUCCUCAGGAAGAGAUGGGAAAUAUAGUGUACAAAACCAGGAAAAACAAAUCCAUAUAUGAAACUGUGUGUAUGUGUAUGUGAGAAAGAGAGAAGAGCGUUAAAGAGAUUUUGUAACAAUUAUUAUAAUACAAAUUUGUAUAUAUGACUGUUUGUGUGUGUGUGUGUGUGGGUGUGUGUGUGUGUGUGCAUUGUGUGUGUGAGGUCUCUCUGAAGUGCUUCCUGGGUUCCCUGUUUUCUAUGUUGGGCCUUUCUUUAAUUUUAUCCUGUAGCCAGAUACAGUCAUUCUGUAUAUGAACUUGUACCUGCGAGAAAUUUCUUGUGUUUGUACAGAAAAAUAAGGGUGUUUCAUGAUGCAUGCAGACCCCAUAUUAGUACCUAUACAGCUAUAUCUAAUUUGAAAACUUGUAUUUGCUUUAUUUAUGCUCUUAUUGAUUGAUUGAUUUUCUAAACAAUGAGAUUCUGUUAAAGUGAUUUGUCCAGAUCUUCUUAUCUUACAAUGUAGUGAAAAGAGAUGAUUAUAUGUCCUUAACUAUUAUUGGCCCUAUAAUAAUAAACUUUAAAUUCCUUC
Messenger RNA from Gambusia affinis (western mosquitofish), 10762 nucleotides. RefSeq names its product discs, large (Drosophila) homolog-associated protein 1a (gene dlgap1a). Gene Ontology annotation, cellular component: glutamatergic synapse; postsynaptic specialization. Gene Ontology annotation, molecular function: molecular adaptor activity. The coding region runs from base 1008 to 4538 and encodes 1176 amino acids. Gene Ontology annotation, biological process: signaling. Lineage: Eukaryota; Metazoa; Chordata; Actinopteri; Cyprinodontiformes; Poeciliidae. The record is from RefSeq and is a predicted model, not a curated record. The transcript has 17 exons.